This is a messenger RNA of Protopolystoma xenopodis, 755 nucleotides long. The record is from the annotation of a GenBank genome assembly. NCBI's taxonomy places the organism in Eukaryota, Metazoa, Platyhelminthes, Monogenea, Polystomatidea, Polystomatidae.
UGGUUGGCGUUAUUUUGAUUAAUUAUUGUGCCUUGACUUUCCCUUAUACGGCUAUGUCUUCGGUUACCCUAAUUGUCCGCAUUGAGCAUGCUGGAACUCAAUAUUAUUUUAGAACUAGUAGUGAUUAUACAAUAUUUGACUUAUGCAGAGAAAUUCGCAACAACUUUGAAGAAGCAUGUAUCGGAAAUCGUAUGUUUAGCCUUGUCCUCAUCUUUUUAGCCAAUGAAUACGGUAUUUUUACAUAUGAUCCGGAUCCAAAGCACUCCGCCUGGCUAGAAAGCUCAAAGACGUUAUCUUAUUAUCACAUAUCGGAUCAGGCCGAAGUAAGCUAUAAAUAUAAAAUGCGGAGGCUUGUUAUAAAAACUAUGGAUGGUACUAAAAAGACAUUGCAAGUGGACGAUAGCAAAUCUAUAGCAGAACUUAUGUUUACUAUAUGUGCUAAGAUGGGCAUAACAAAUUAUGAAGAAUAUUCCCUUAUACGAGAACUUGAUGAAGAAGAAAAAAUGAAGACCCUGACUAUAAGAAAAGCAAAAAGCAUAGCAAAGGACGUAGACAAGCUGGAAAAAAUGAAGCUUAAGCUACAUACAGAUGAUGACUUAAAUUGGCUCUCGCAUUCAAAAACACUUCGUCAAUACGGAAUCGAUGAGAUGGAAAUUUUGUUGCUUAGAAGAAAAUAUUUUUUCUCGGACCAAAAUGUCGAUGCACGUGAUCCUGUCCAGCUUAAUCUUCUUUACAUUCAAGUACGUAUAUACUAG